AUGACUGGCAAAUGGUUGUCCGUGUUGGUCGCGCUGGCGUGUUGCUCGAUGCUCCACACAGUCAUGUGCUCGUCCAUCCGGCUGGACCACUUACCUUUACGACCAGUGCCAUCCAACGACCCUGGAGUCAUUGAUCUCAUCGAGAUGCCCAACCCGGCACUGGACCCCAGGCCCUCCGACAUAAACUCCACGGCGCUGUUGGCCAAGCUGGCCGCCAAGUUCGACCCCAAUUGCAUGAGCCUGACAGCCCCUGAACACCUGGUGCCCGUCUCCGAAAUACCCUUCAGGAGGAAUCGACGCGGCCGAUUGGUGCCCACCGGCAAGAUGCCGACUGAGAUCCGGGAGCUGGACACCAAGUACUUCUCGCUUUCGGACGGCCGACGGCUCCGGACCCGGAUAACCGGUCAACUGCGCCGGAAGAUCCAGCAGUACCUCUGGGGCCGUACGGCGUGCCCGAUGCACAGACAGUGGAAGGACCUGGGCCAGCGGUUCUGGCCGAGGUGGCUGCUCGAGGGUCACUGUCCCAAGGGCGAGACGUCGUGCUCGGUGCCCGCGGGCAUGUACUGCCGAGCCACUAGCAGCCAGUACAAGACACUGUUGCGGUGGCACUGUCGCAGCCCUAAUGGCGCGUCGGCCGUACUGCAGCAGUACAACAGUCUGCCUGGCGCGAAGUCGACGGGGUCGGUGGUCAACCAGAUAAAGGUGUGCCAGUGGAUCAAGGUGGAGUACCCGGUGGUGACCGAAUGCGGUUGCGGUUGCGCGACUGACAGCACCGAGUGA
Molecule: messenger RNA, 780 nt
Organism: Macrosiphum euphorbiae (potato aphid)
Lineage: Eukaryota; Metazoa; Arthropoda; Insecta; Hemiptera; Aphididae
Source: the annotation of a GenBank genome assembly